Messenger RNA from Colletotrichum graminicola M1.001, 1764 nucleotides. Its product is annotated as carboxylesterase. The record is from RefSeq and is a predicted model, not a curated record. The transcript is spliced from 6 exons. Lineage: Eukaryota; Fungi; Ascomycota; Sordariomycetes; Glomerellales; Glomerellaceae. Bases 1 to 1764 code for a protein of 587 amino acids.
AUGGUCUUUGUUGCCUAUGCGCUGAUUACAUGCCUUUCCCUCUCUGCUCCGGUGUGGUCUGCGGCUCUGAAGCUUAGGGAUGCCGCUCCGGUCGUCCAAGUCAAAAAUGGAUCCUACUCCGGUAUCCACAACGCAGAAUUCAACCAAGACUACUUCCUCGGGUUGCCGUACGCAAAGACUGCUGAGCGAUUCCGUAUCUCUGAGGGCCUGGACGCAACAUGGAACGACACCCGCCCCGCCACGCAGUACCCCAAGCACUGCAUCGGUUACGGCGGGGACAUGAUCGGCUACGAGUCCUCCGAGGACUGUCUGCACCUCAACGUCGUUCGCCCGGCCGGCGUAAGCCCGGACGCGAAACUGCCCGUUGCAGUCUGGAUCCACGGAGGCGGUCUGUACAUGGGAGGCUCGGCCGACAAGCGUUACAACCUCUCCUUCAUCGUCGAUAACGGUGUCAAGCAGGGUACUCCGCUCAUCGGGGUCAGCCUCAACUACCGCCUCUCCGUGUUUGGGUUUCCCGGCGGCAAGCAGGCCCUCGAGGCCGGCGCCACGAACCUCGGCUUCCGGGACCAGCGCCUGGCGCUGCACUGGGUUAACGAGAAUAUUGCGAGCUUCGGCGGCGCGCCGGACAAGGUCACCAUCUUUGGCGAGAGCUCCGGCGCCGAGAGCGUUGCGAACCAAGUGUUGGCAUAUAACGGACGCGACGACGGCCUCUUUAGAGCGGCGGCCGCCGAGUCCGGCUUCGGAGGCGUCAUCCCCCGCGGGUCUGGCGGCUUCAAUUCGACCACGUUCCAGACGAACUUUGACCAGCUUGUCGGCAACAUAACCUCGUGCGCCUCCACCGCCGGCACUCCUGAGUCCUUCGAGUGUUUGCGCACAGCGCCACUGGAGGAAAUCAACGCCGUGCUCAACGUGACGGGCUCCCCCUUCACUUUUACCCCCGUCAAGGAUGGUGACUUCAUCACCGACUUCGCCACCAACCAGCUCGCCCGCGGAGACUUUGUCAAGGUCCCCAUCCUCAUUGGAGCCAAUUCCGACGAAGGUACCUCCUUCGGUACGGGUAGGGGUCCCAACGGCACCGUCAACACGGACGAGGAUAUGGCGUACGCCGUGGCCAACAUCAUCCCGUCGCAAGCCAACGAAACGACGGGGAAGACUAUCGAUGAGCUCGUCAAAGAGGCCUUGGCGCUGUAUCCGAAUGACCAGGCCGUCGGCAUCCCAAGCCUCGAGAUGUGGCCGCACAUCAUCCAGCCCGGCGAAGAUAUUGCCGUUUCACGGGGCCUACAGCAGCGCCGCGCCGCGGCCUUCUUUGGAGACAUGUACAUGGGGUUUCUGAGACGGAGAGCCAACACCGUUUGGGCGGAGAACGGCGUGCCCUCCUUCGCCUACCGCUUUGACAUCAGGCCGAACGGAUUUCCAGAAUUUAUUGGCUCCACCCACUUUACAGAGGUCUCCUUCGUCUUCGACAACGUCAAUGGCAUCGGCUACGCCACGAACCCCUUUGGCGGAAACGACACGACGUAUACGACCAAGGCUGUUGCAAUGGCAAAGACCAUUUCGACCGCGUGGGUCAACUUCUUCGUGUCCCUCGACCCCAACGGCGCGCCGGGCCUGGGCGAGUGGCCCGUCUACGACGCCAAGAAUGAGGCCGGGGUUGGAAGCGACGUGGUCUUCGGUAUCGACGGCCCCUUCGUGGAAACGGACGACUGGCGCAAGGAGGGCAUGGACUGGAUGAUGGAGCACGCGCUGGACAUCUUUGGGAACUGA